AUGACACGUCAGGCUAACUCCGACAGUGACGGUUUAGGUGACCAUGUUGGUGGCUCUAAUCGUUUGUCUAAAAAAGGCAAAGAUAAUGUAAAGAGCUAUGGAUUGCUACGUAAGGACGCAUUAUCUGCUCUGUGGAAAUGCACAGAAACAGAUCCAUCCCGAAAUAUUGCAGACAAUGCAUCUGUCGUCCCUAGUCAAGAUUCUGAUACUUCAAAAUCCAGUGUCUACUUCAAAGGAUGGUACAAAACAAAGAAUAUAGAUUCCUCAGAUGAUGGAGAAAAUCAACAAUCUGAAGAACCUGAAGCUAACACCUACACAACAGUGCUUUACAAUAAGCUGUCUUCAAUGUUUGAUGGAUUCAAAGGCCUCAUGUACAGUAACUGGAAUGUCACACAUACACUAGCCAACGAACCAGCUGCCACUACUUCAGAUAGACGAUCACCUAGCAUAUCUCAACGAUUCAAUUCGACUAUGGAUAGCCUGUUAGGUCGUACUGGCGCAGCAGAUCGUUUUGUUGCUUUUAUAGCUAACUUCACAAUCCCCAAAGCAGGAUUCAACUUUAGUAACCCCUUUGUUCCACGCCAUGAUAAGUUUGUAGAUUGUUUUGCGUUGUUCAUUGAAGGUAAGAACACGGGCCGUGGUGCGGAAUUCGCGCAACCCGUUGAAAAUGCUGCAUUAGACGUUGGCGACAGUCUGAGAUGUGAGAUUGUUAGUAAAGUGUCACAACAAGUUAUAUCAAAAUAUGGUCCAUACCAUUGUGUAUUUGAGGAAGAAGUCGAUUCCCAAACACGUCACAAAUCGCUACGUGAUUUCAUUGGUGAGAUGUCCUUUAGCAAUGGUCGCCUUCGGUUCUUCCAAGCUAUAAAGUCUUUCCGUCGGCAGUCUGACAAGCAAGUGGAUGCCGCUUCAGAGAAUACGGCAACCGAUGAUGCAGAGGAUACACCAGAACAGAAUGGUCAAAGCGCUGCCAAUUACUUGAAAAAUCGCUUAGGCAUGUUGAGCGAAUAUCUAUCCAGACGUUCUGAUGAUACAAGUAGCUCUACUGCCCUUAAGUCAUAUUUCCAGUCACUGCGUGCUUGGCGCAGUGAGGACACUGAGGUGAGAUCUGAGGAGUCUGCAGAUUAUCGCUUAAAAGAACAUACUAUGGUACACAGUGGACACUGGGAUGAAUACCAGUAUGACAAUAUCGAGAUCAUUUUACGUGACGACAAUAAUAAUCCGGUGAUUAAACUUCCCUAUGGUUGCGCCGUAAUGUGA
This is a messenger RNA of Babesia sp. Xinjiang, 1257 nucleotides long. RefSeq lists its product as uncharacterized. The transcript has a single exon. The coding region runs from base 1 to 1257 and encodes 418 amino acids. NCBI's taxonomy places the organism in Eukaryota, Apicomplexa, Aconoidasida, Piroplasmida, Babesiidae. The record is from RefSeq and is a predicted model, not a curated record.